This is a messenger RNA of Penicillium longicatenatum, 2019 nucleotides long. RefSeq names its product Hsp70 family ATPase KAR2 (gene bipA). The coding region runs from base 1 to 2019 and encodes 672 amino acids. Gene Ontology annotation, molecular function: misfolded protein binding; heat shock protein binding; ATP hydrolysis activity. Gene Ontology annotation, cellular component: endoplasmic reticulum chaperone complex; membrane; endoplasmic reticulum lumen. Lineage: Eukaryota; Fungi; Ascomycota; Eurotiomycetes; Eurotiales; Aspergillaceae. The record is from RefSeq and is a predicted model, not a curated record. The transcript has 3 exons. Gene Ontology annotation, biological process: cellular response to unfolded protein; protein refolding; endoplasmic reticulum unfolded protein response.
AUGGCGGGUCUCACAAACGCCAAUGGCGCGUCCAAGCCCUUCGCUUGGACCACCGUCUUUUACCUUCUCAUGGUUCUCCUCGCGCCCAUGGCGCUGUUCAGUGGCAGCGUCCAGGCUGAGGACAACAAUGUUGAGGAAUACGGCACCGUUAUUGGUAUUGAUUUGGGAACUACUUACUCUUGUGUUGGUUUGAUGCAAAAUGGAAAGGUCGAGAUUCUCACCAACGACCAAGGAAACCGUAUCACUCCCUCCUACGUGGCUUUCACCGAUGAGGAGCGUCUUGUCGGUGACGCUGCUAAGAACCAAUACGCCGCCAACCCUACCCGCACCAUCUUUGACGUCAAGCGUUUGAUUGGUCGCAAGUUUGAUGACAAGGUCACCCAGGAGGACGCCAAGAACUUCCCCUUCAAGGUUGUCAACAAGGGUGGUAAGCCUAAUGUCAAGGUUGAGGUCAACCAGGUCGCCAAGGUCUUCACUCCCGAGGAGGUCUCCGCCAUGAUCCUCGGAAAGAUGAAGGAGAUCGCCGAGAGCUACCUGGGCAAGGCCGUUACCCACGCCGUUGUGACCGUUCCCGCCUACUUCAACGACGCCCAGCGUCAGGCUACCAAGGAUGCCGGUACCAUUGCCGGUCUCAACGUUCUCCGUGUCGUCAACGAGCCCACGGCCGCCGCUAUCGCCUACGGACUGGACAAGCUUGGUGCCGAGGAGCGCCAGGUCAUCGUGUACGAUCUUGGUGGUGGUACCUUCGAUGUUUCUCUUCUGUCUAUCGACCAGGGUGUCUUCGAGGUCCUGGCUACCGCUGGUGACACCCACCUGGGUGGUGAGGACUUCGACCACCGCGUUAUGGACCACUUCGUCAAGCUCUACAACAAGAAGAACAACGUCGAUGUCACCAAGGAUCUGAAGGCUAUGGGUAAGCUGAAGCGUGAGGUUGAGAAGGCCAAGCGUACUCUUUCCAGCCAGAUGUCCACUCGUAUUGAGAUUGAGGCUUUCCACAACGGCGAGGACUUCUCCGAGACUCUCACCCGCGCUAAGUUCGAGGAGCUGAACAUUGAUCUGUUCAAGAAGACCCUCAAGCCCGUUGAGCAGGUGCUCAAGGAUGCCAAGGUCAAGAAGUCCGAGGUUGAUGACAUCGUUCUUGUCGGUGGUUCGACCCGUAUUCCCAAGGUUCAGGCUCUUCUUGAGGAGUUCUUCGGUGGUAAGAAGGCCAGCAAGGGUAUCAACCCUGAUGAGGCUGUCGCUUUCGGUGCCGCUGUUCAGGGUGGUGUUCUGUCCGGUGACGAGGCCACUGUGGACGUUGUUCUCAUGGAUGUUAACCCUCUUACCCUCGGUAUUGAGACCACUGGCGGUGUGAUGACCAAGCUUAUCCCCCGUAACACUGUCAUCCCCACCCGCAAGUCCCAGAUCUUCUCCACUGCGGCCGACAACCAGCCCACCGUUCUGAUCCAGGUGUACGAGGGUGAGCGCUCGAUGACCAAGGACAACAACAUGCUCGGCAAGUUCGAGCUGACCAACAUUCCCCCCGCUCCUCGUGGCGUUCCUCAGAUCGAGGUCGCCUUCGAUCUGGAUGCCAACGGUAUCCUCAAGGUCAGUGCCAGCGACAAGGGCACUGGUAAGGCCGAGUCCAUCACCAUCACCAACGACAAGGGCCGUCUCUCCCAGGAGGAGAUCGAGCGCAUGGUUGCUGAGGCUGAGGAGUUCGCUGAGGAGGACAAGGCUAUGAAGGCUAAGAUUGAGGCCCGUAACGGUCUUGAGAACUACGCCUUCAGCCUGAAGAACCAGGCCAACGAUGAGGAGGGUCUUGGUGGCCAGAUCGACGAGGACGACAAGCAGACCAUUCUGGACGCUGUCAAGGAGGCCAUUGACUGGCUGGAGGACAACGCUGCCACUGCCACCGCCGAGGACUUCGAGGAGCAGAAGGAGCAGCUCUCUAGUGUCGCUUACCCGAUCACCAGCAAGCUGUAUGGCUCUUCUGCUCCCCCUGAGGACGAUGAGCCCUUGGACCAUGACGAACUGUAA